CCGCGUCGCGCCUGACGGGGCCGCGCGCAGAGCAGGCGGCACCGGGGCAGCCUCUGAGAAGGACCCCGGAGCGUCGGCGUCGCCAUGGAGACCGGGCCGCUGCCGCCGGCCGCCGCCGCCAAGGAUGAGGCGACUACGGCGGUGGAUAGGUUCUCUCCUCUGGAGAUUCUGCAGCUAUCUGCUCUGCUGGAAGACUGCCUCGAUCAGCUUUCUAUUCUCGGAUAUAUCUUGCCAAGGUCCUAUGAGGGCAGGACAGAAAUCAUCCACAUGGAUAGCCAGGAAGUUAGUAAAAUCGUCAAGACCCAGAAGGAGCUGGGGAUGAAGUAUGAAGAACUUGUGUCGGCCAUGCCAGAGAAGGGCACAGGAAUUCCCUCUGAGAAAGCCAAGAUCAAUCAGCUGAGGAAGCAACUGCAAGAGACACGUGGAGACCUCCAACAGACCAACUUUUAUUUUAACAGCGCUGCAAAGCAGAGUGUUCUGUCCUCAGACAACAUCCGAAAAAUCCUGGAGGAUAUGCAGUAUGCCAGCCGGGUGAUUGCGGAGACCUUGCUGGAGAUAGAGACCUCAGGAACGUUUCAGAGCCUGCUACAAGCUGUGGAGAGAGAGAAGGAGAAGAAGAAUAACUUACACAACCUCAUCAUCAGGGAGGAGAAAGGAAGGAAGGAGAUGAAAUCCCUCCAGAAGCAGCUGCAAGAAGUCAAGAAAGAAAUGGAGUUAGAGCUUCAGAACCGCACUGAGAUGAUCGCCUACCUCAAAGACCAGCUUCAAGAGAUGAAGGCCAAAACAGACAUGGAGAGCCGCUACAUAAAGAAGAACACGGAGCUCCAGGUCUUCCAGACCCAGAAGAAAUGCGGCGAUGUGGAGAACGACCUGUACAGUGAGAUCGAGAUGCUGAGGACCAAAACCGACGAGGAGGUCAGAACCCACAUGGAAAUUGAAAACUUCCUCAAGGAGCAGCAGCUGCUGGAAGAGAAGCUGGAGUACUGGAUGGAGAAGUAUGAGAAGGACACAGAAGCCAAACAGCAGGAGCUGAACGCUCUGAAAACCUCCAAGGCCAACAAUUUAGCGAUGCUGCAGGACCUCGCCCGGCAGUGCCGCCUGUUCGAGCAAGUCAUCCUGGAAGACCGGGUGGAGAAGGAGGCGGCCAGGCAGAAGAUGGAGAGGGACGCCCUGGAGCUCAAGAGUGUCUUGAAGCUGCAGGCCUGGUGGAGGGGCACGAUGGUGCGCCGGAGCCUGGGCCCCUACAAGGUCAUCGUCAAGAAGGCACCGGAGGGGAAGGCGAAGGGCAAAGACAAAGGGAAAAAGGAGGCCAGAGUGAAGAAGUGACAGCGACGUGGCCCCGCACCGGCUUUGGCUGCUGGUCCUGGAGGCCUCGGCUGAGAUGGAAGAAAAGAUUGCUGCUGUGCAUGAGGAGGGAGAAAUAAAGCAUGGGCAGAGCUCAGUG
Messenger RNA from Alligator mississippiensis (American alligator), 1444 nucleotides. RefSeq names its product IQ motif containing G (gene IQCG). The record is from RefSeq and is a predicted model, not a curated record. Gene Ontology annotation, molecular function: protein binding. Gene Ontology annotation, cellular component: sperm flagellum; cytoplasm. Gene Ontology annotation, biological process: cilium organization; sperm axoneme assembly. The transcript is spliced from 10 exons. Bases 85 to 1326 code for a protein of 413 amino acids. NCBI's taxonomy places the organism in Eukaryota, Metazoa, Chordata, Crocodylia, Alligatoridae.